GGCUACAUAGGAUUCUAUGUUGUGCCCUUCAAGCAAGAGGGAAAAGGGGUUAAAAUUGUACGUUUGAGUUUCAUCGACAAUUACGAAGGUAAGAGACACCAGGAGACACCAGAGAGACACCAGGAGACACCAGAGAGACACCAGGAGACACCUGGAGACACCAGAGAGAGACCAGGAGACACCAGAGAGACACCAGAGAGACACCAGAGAGACCCAGUACUUAGAGAGAGGAGAGCAAAACCGAGAGAGACAGAGAUAGACAUAAAUAGCAACAGAAAAAGAAAGAAAAAUAGAGGUAGAGAGAGACAGAUAGAGAGAGACCGAUAGAAAGGAGAGAGACAGAUAAAGAGACUGUAACUCAUAUGGACGGCGGCCUGGCCAGGUUGAGGCGGAGGUGAGAGGAUGAAUCGUUACACCACCCUGAGGCAGCUGGGAGACGGAACCUACGGCAGCGUCCUGCUGGGGAAGAGCAACGAGUCUGGAGAGCUGGUGGCUAUCAAGAGGAUGAAGAGGAAGUUCUACUCCUGGGAAGAAUGCAUGAACCUGAGAGAGGUUAAGUCGCUGAAGAAGCUGAACCAUGCCAACGUGGUGAAGCUGAAGGAGGUGAUCCGGGAGAAUGACCACUUGUACUUUGUGUUUGAGUACAUGAAGGAGAACCUGUACCAGCUGAUGAAGGACAGGGAGAAUAAGAUGUUCAGUGAGGGUGAGAUUAGGAACAUGCUGUUCCAGGUGCUGUCAGGCUUGGCCUUCGUACACAAGCACGGGUUUUUCCACAGGGACAUGAAGCCAGAGAACCUGCUCUGCAUGGGUCCAGAGCUGGUGAAGAUUGCUGACUUUGGAUUGGCUAGAGAGAUCCGCUCUCGUCCUCCAUACACAGACUACGUGUCUACCAGGUGGUACCGCGCACCAGAGGUGCUGCUCAGAUCGUCCACCUACAGCUCUCCUAUUGACAUGUGGGCGGUGGGCUGCAUCAUGGCUGAGCUCUACACACUCAGGCCCCUGUUCCCUGGCAACAGCGAGGUGGACGAGAUCUUCAAGGUGUGCCAGGUGCUGGGGACCGUGAAGAGGUCUGACUGGCCAGAGGGCUACCAACUGGCCUCUGCUAUGAACUUCCGCUUCCCCCAGUGUGUCCCGACCCACCUAAAGACCCUGAUCCCCAACGCCAGCCCCGAGGCCAUCGCUCUCAUGAGAGACCUCCUGCAGUGGGACCCCAAGAAGAGGCCCACCGCAGUGCAGGCACUAAGGUACCCCUACUUCCAGGUGGGCCAGGUUUUGGGGCCACGCCCCCAGAGCCAGGAUGUUCGGAAGAUUUUACUGCGGUCAUCACAGCCCGGCGUGGCCGAGCCCAAAGCUGAACCCCAGUCGUCCUCCGGGUCAGGCUCCCAGCCCAGGACCAGACCCCCGCAGCAUAUUACUCUGCCCCAGGCAGAACUCCACACAGAGGGGGGCCGCCACGGACCCCCUGCCCCCCCUGGGCCCCCCGCACACCCUCAAAUGGCAUCUGGGGACAGUGAGAUCAGACCAUGUGUUGAUGUGCAGGCAUCUGGGGACAGUGAGAACAGCACGGCAGGGAUGAGGAGUGGGCGGAGGCGCUGGGGUCAGACGGUGAAGACCUCCGACAGCUGGGAGGAGUCCGACCCCUCAGAGACGCUGUCCCACUCCAAGAAGCCCACCCUGGGGGCAGAGGAGAGGAGCAGCAGGGACCCACACCCCCCACAACCCAAAGACCAGAAGGCUCUGUACACCUUCAGCACCAUCACCAAGCUCCCCAGCAACGUGAAGAUCGGCCAAUCAGACGGUGGGCACCCAGGGUCCUCAGCGAGGCAACACUACCUCAGCCAAUCACGAUAUCUCCCUGGGUUGAUAGGAAAGACCCAGAGUGCAGCAGGGGUGAAGGAGAGCGCUGGGCCCACUCUCAGAGACCUCUGGGAUGGAUCCACCAAGCCCCUGGUCCCCUUGUCUGGAGCUGUGGCCGUCACCAGGCUCAACCCAGAGGACACUGCUUCUAAAUCCUCUGAUAUGGCCUCUGAUAAACCUGUGGAGAAAUCUGUCCAAAAGGAACGGAUCCUAGAGAAACUCGAUCCAGCCAAAGGGAACUUUGUGAGCACAAAGUACAACCUCUCCGGGGGUUACAUGCCCUCCUUCCAGAAGAAGGAGGUGGGGUCUGUGGGCCAGAGGCUGCAGCUGGCACCGCUGGGAGGACUGAACACAGUCCUUUCUUCUUCACUUGACAAUAAAAGUGGCAAACAAAAGUCUUCCAAGUUGAAGUCUGCGUCCAGCUCGUCGCAUAGCGAAAGUAUUGAAGACUACGAGGGGUGGAUGCACAGGGCAGGCCGGGGCUCUGGCCAGGGAAAAGGCCCCAGCUACUCGGCCCUGGGGAAAAGCUCUGGGUCCCUCCUGGCCAGAGCCCCGGCCCCACAGCCCGUCCACGGCAGGGUGGACUGGGGCUCCAAAUACAGAGGGAACCGCUAGACACAGCCCCAGAGACCUGCCAGGCCAACAGCACAGCGCUGAAACUCUUUCCUUUCUGGCCACCCUGAUGUUGCCGACCCAAGAUUUGUUUAGUGAAGGGAUGUCUGGAAGAGCUUUGACCACUGAAGUCAUGUUGGGUCUGUGGCAUUCCCUCAGGGAAGGGAGAACAGGAGAGGGAGAGGGAUGGAGAGAAUGAGCAGGAGGGAGGGAGAGGCGUAUUGAAGAGUAUUCAAACACAGCUGUUCACAAACUAUGUAGGGAAGGUUGUCUUUCCAUCACAAUCAAAACGUUCUCCAAAACACACCUGGAAGCACAUCCAAGCCUUCGUUGUGUCCUGGCUUCAGCCAGGUGUCGAGGCAGGGGACCACCUGCGGGGGCUGGAGAAACACCUGCUACCUGAAGGGUUAGAACCCUGGAGUCCAGCCCUGCCCCCCUCUCCUGCAGGGGCUACCUGAAGGGUUAGAACCCUGGAGUCCAGCCCUGCCCCCCUCUCCUGCAGGGGCUACCUGAAGGGUUAGAACCCUGGAGUCCAGCCCUGCCCCCCUCUCCUGCAGCACCACAGACUGCUGUCAAGGUCACAAUCACAGACUACAACGCAUCAUUCAGUUUGUAUCACAGUUUUUCAGUCGAAUAUGCAUGUAUAUUAUUUUCAAGCCUAUUGUUUACAAUUGUCAUUCAUAAUGACAAAAUAAUUUCCCCCUGCAUUUAGCUACCAUGGUGCACAGCUAAGUAAUAUAUACGUUUCUUAUUUGUCAAUAAUCUCCUGACCAGCCAUACACUACGCAUAAUGUGACUAACGUAUCUGACAGCUGUGACUUCAGUAAUACCUACUGUAAAUGACAGUGUAAGCUUAUGUUGUACAAAUGCAAGAAAUAAACACCAACCAUUUUAUAAAC
Messenger RNA from Osmerus eperlanus (European smelt), 3368 nucleotides. RefSeq names its product male germ cell-associated kinase (gene mak). The transcript is spliced from 16 exons. Gene Ontology annotation, molecular function: ATP binding; protein serine/threonine kinase activity. Bases 403 to 2472 code for a protein of 689 amino acids. NCBI's taxonomy places the organism in Eukaryota, Metazoa, Chordata, Actinopteri, Osmeriformes, Osmeridae. Gene Ontology annotation, cellular component: cytoplasm; cilium; nucleus. Gene Ontology annotation, biological process: cilium assembly; protein phosphorylation; intracellular signal transduction. The record is from RefSeq and is a predicted model, not a curated record.